GGUAAUGUGUUAGUGAUGUUUUAAUUGUUUGUUUCGCAUUUGUAAACAGCGCGCUUUAUUGUUAAUUGUAUUCACUUGUCAGUCGCUUCGAUUCGCGCGAACAGAUGACAUCUUAUCAAAUCAUCAUGAUUAGUGCGAUCCUCCGUUUUUCUUGCUUAUUUAUAACAUUAGUCGGUAGCUCGGGCAAGGAAACCAAAAUGAAGCCGUUACGAGACUCGUCAAACGACGCUCUAUGGAAGGAGUACGAACAUGAAUUAAACGACGCUAUGAUGUACACCAAAAAGCGUGAAAAUGUGACCAGGCAGGCGGACACAGAGGCGGUUAUAGAGAAAAUUAUGGACACUAUUACAUCUAGCGAAAAGUACUUAAAAAAAGUUGAUAGCAUCGAUUACAAGCUUAAUCGAUUGGACAUCGAAGUUCAUGAUAAAACUAAUGACAUUCUAAAAUAUCUGGGAGAAAUAAUGAAAUCGAUCCGAGGACAAGGUUCAGUGUUCAAGGCGGGAUCGAUGAUGGAUCACCUGACGGAGGAGGUGGGCGCCGUCAAGAAGAUGCUGAUGCUGCAGGGCGCGCCGCGCUCCGGCGCACCGCCGGGUUAGUUACCUAGUCCUGGCCUGGCGCCUGCCGCCCCGCCCCCGGAGCGCGCCGACUCGGGGCUGGAGCAGCGGCUGUCGCUGCUGGAGGCGGCGGUGCGCGCGGCGGCGGCCGGCAUCGACACCAUCACCACCACCAUCGCGGAGGUCAAGAGCCGCCCCCACGCCUUGAAGGAACAUAAAUCGGACUCAAUAGACGCUUCGAGCCUCAUCUCUGAAUUCCGACGGACUUUACAGGAGCAGAAAUCAAAAAAAUGUGAUUGCAAGUCUGCUCGCGUCGACCGCUCAGAGCGGUAUCCGUUGGACUGCUAUGAGAUCCAGAUGCAGGGCUUCAACGUGUCCGGUAUCUUUAAGAUACGCCCCGACGGCAUGGAGCCUUUCUACGUGCUGUGCGACCUCACCACCGCGGGCGGUGGCUGGACGGUAUUUCAAAACCGUUUCGACGGUUCUCAAGACUUCUACAAAGGUUGGGCUGACUACAAGUACGGGUUCGGUAACCUCGCGGGCGAGUUCUGGCUCGGGCUGGACAAGCUGCACUACCUCACCAACCAGAAGCUGUACGAGCUGCGCGUCGAGCUGGAGACGCAGAACGGCCACGAAGCCUACGCCGCCUACUCCGUGGUGACUAUCGGCCCGGAGUACGAGGGGUACAGAAUGAGUACCCUGGGGACAUAUUAUGGGACGGCGGGUGAUUCUCUAUCGUACCACGCCGGUCAGAAGUUUUCCGCUAUGGACAUGGACCACGACGAGUGGAAGGAUGGGUCGUGCGCGGUCGAGCAUGGCGGCGCCUGGUGGUACAAGGAAUGCGACAAAAGUAAUCUAAAUGGAUUAUACGUGAAUUCUGACGAGAGGCGCGCACACACCAUCUACUGGAUCUCGUUCAAGGGCCCCAGCCUGCCGCUCACGCGCACCAAGAUGAUGAUCCGGCCGCUGCCCGCGCGCCGCCCCGUCGACUACCCCGACCAGAUCCGGCACAUGGCGGAGAUGCGCAGCGAGGUGCAGGGAGGCCAGGUGAAGCCGGCCCACGGCAAGGGCGUGAAGAUCAAGCCGCGCCGGCCCGAGUACCGCGUCGGCCAGUCCGCCGCCAGCGACGCCUUCUACGCGGGCUACGCAUAG
Molecule: messenger RNA, 1706 nt
Organism: Cydia amplana
Lineage: Eukaryota; Metazoa; Arthropoda; Insecta; Lepidoptera; Tortricidae
Product: ficolin-1-like
Exons: 8
Source: RefSeq, a predicted model, not a curated record